AUGAAUAUCACUAUUGACGAUACCUCUCCUCAAUUCCAAUACGUUUCUAAGAAUGGGACAUGGCUGCAAGAUCACACGUCUGAUGAUCAAACCUCAAAAUAUUUUCAUCAGACCUUCUAUGCCACCCAUACCGAGGGAGAUUCAGCUUCUUUGACUUUCAACGGUACUUCCGUAGCGAUAUACGGGGCUCGUCGAUUCAAUCAUGGUUACUAUUCUGCCCAAUUGGAUGGAGGGACAAUAUCGUAUCAAAGUGGCUAUUCCGUCAAUCAAUCAAUUCAACAACUGUUGUUCCAGGCUGGAGGCUUAUCAGCCGAUACCGAACAUACCGUAGUACUCACAAAUACCCCAUCUAGGAACACCCAGGUACCAACCUCAGCAGACCAAGGGUGGUUCGAUAUUGAUUUCGCAGUGAUAACGACUUCUACGCAAGGCAAGGUAUUUACCACGUCCUAUGACGAUGGGUCUUCUGCCGUGCAGUAUUUUGGCUCAGGCUGGGCAGUGGGUAAUCCUAAUAAGCUGUACUACAAUACAACUGUACACGUCAGUGGUAGAGCCACCGAUCUGAUGCAACUCAAAUUCAACGGCUCAAGUAUUCAAGUGUUCGGAGGCCUGUACACCGACCAUGGAAAUUAUUCUAUUUCAAUCGACGACGGUCCUGAGAAACGAUAUAACGGAACUUUCUACAAACUCCAAUCACAAACACCUUUAUACACAUCGAGUCAUCUUUCAGAUGGUCCACAUACGCUCACAAUGGUCAACCUUGGUGGUACCAAGGGGAAUUACCUGGAUUUCGAUUAUGCCGUUGUCAACUCGACCGUUGAUCCCUCGGGCUCCACAGACAAUACAACCGGGACAAAUACCACUACUUCUACACCAGAAAGCGGUGGAUCAAGCUCAAGCUCCAGUAAUGUCGGUGCAAUAGCUGGAGGAGUCGUUGGUGGAGUAGUAGGACUCGCUCUCGUCCUUUUAUUAGCAUGGUUCCUGUUCAGACGGAAAAGGAGGAAUCACGAAGGACUACCAUAUCUGAUGAAAACGAAGGAACCAUUAGAUCUGAACGGAGAAGAAGUAAAACCAUUCCAGUACGGCGAAAACUACCAUCAACCCAUACCUUCCAGCUCAUCUUCCAAUGAAGGUGAAACUUUCUCUGGUUUUGCUCAACCUUCUCAUGGACUGAGUCCAGGUAGUGAUACGACGAGGGAGCAUAAUCAUUCGAAUACCCCUUUCUUGACCCAAUUGCCCCCGCCGCCACCAUCAAACGCUACUUCUUAUCCACAAUCUGAAAAUCCCCCAUCAAGUAUAGGUAGAUCACCCACAAUCAACGAAAGAAAUAACACUCAAGUUCCAUUCAGUCAAACCCCUUCCGCGGCUACUUUUGGACAUAGCCAAUCAACAACUCCCGGAAAUCAAGAAGGGUUAUCCCAAAGAGAAGGAGAGGUUGCACCACCCUUACCUGCGACUAGAAAUUCGGCUAAAUCCGCGGGAUUAGCAUUACCUUUUACAGCUCUACCGCCUAUGCCAUCUUCCCGUCUGUCCUUGUAUGAUGAUCCAACAACACCCACAACACCCACAGUACCCCAACCUUCAUUUGCUAGUCCCGAUAGGGAAAGGGCACCAUCUAUAACGUCCACAAGAAGGAUGUUUGUCGAAGGAAGAGAACAAGAUAUGGGUCCAUUGGGUUUACAUCAACAUGAGCCGGAAGACACGUUCGGACCUUUACCACCGGAUUAUCAACAAGCGACAGAACCGUUACCCGGACAAAGAAGGGACUGA
Molecule: messenger RNA, 1770 nt
Organism: Kwoniella shivajii
Lineage: Eukaryota; Fungi; Basidiomycota; Tremellomycetes; Tremellales; Cryptococcaceae
Exons: 9
Coding region: 1-1770 (589 amino acids)
Source: RefSeq, a predicted model, not a curated record